Odobenus rosmarus divergens (Pacific walrus) is the source of this 4290-nucleotide messenger RNA. RefSeq names its product exportin 5 (gene XPO5). Lineage: Eukaryota; Metazoa; Chordata; Mammalia; Carnivora; Odobenidae. Gene Ontology annotation, biological process: RNA export from nucleus; protein export from nucleus. Bases 171 to 3788 code for a protein of 1205 amino acids. Gene Ontology annotation, molecular function: RNA binding; nuclear export signal receptor activity; small GTPase binding. Gene Ontology annotation, cellular component: RNA nuclear export complex; cytoplasm; nucleus. The record is from RefSeq and is a predicted model, not a curated record. The transcript has 32 exons.
ACCCCCGAUCCUUCCAGGCUGGAGCUUCUGCAGCUCACGCUCCUCCUCCCGCUCCCCACCCCCCAGCCAGCCGCGGCCCGGUACCAGCUUGUGGUCCCGCGAGGGGAGCGGUCGGUACCUCGUGCUCCAGAGACUGCCGUGGUCCGCACUCGUGGCGCGUGGCACUAGCCAUGGCGAUGGAUCAAGUGAACGCGUUGUGUGAGCAGCUGGUGAAAGCGGUGACGGUCAUGAUGGACCCCAGCUCCACCCAGCGCUACCGGCUGGAAGCCCUCAAGUUUUGUGAAGAGUUUAAAGAAAAGUGCCCUAUCUGUGUCCCCUGUGGCUUGAGGUUGGCUGAGAAAACACAAAUUGCCAUCGUCCGACAUUUUGGCCUUCAAAUCCUGGAACACGUUGUCAAGUUUCGGUGGAACAGCAUGUCUCGAUUGGAGAAGGUCUAUCUGAAGAACAGUGUCAUGGAGCUGAUUGCAAAUGGAACACUGGAUAUUUUGGAAGAAGAGAACCAUAUUAAAGAUGUUUUGUCUCGAAUUGUAGUAGAAAUGAUCAAGCGGGAGUGGCCACAGCACUGGCCUGAUAUGCUAAUAGAACUGGACACCCUUUCCAAACAAGGGGAAACACAGACAGAAUUAGUGAUGUUUAUCCUUUUACGACUGGCAGAGGAUGUAGUGACCUUUCAGACACUACCCCCUCAAAGAAGAAGGGAUAUCCAGCAAACAUUAACCCAGAACAUGGAAAAGAUCUUCAGUUUUCUACUUAACACGCUUCAAGAAAAUGUAAACAAGUACCGACAAGUGAAGACAGAUAAUUCUCAGGAGUCAAAGGCCCAAGCAAACUGUCGAGUAGGAGUCGCAGCGCUGAAUACUCUAGCAGGCUACAUUGACUGGGUGUCCAUGAGUCAUAUUACUGCUGAAAACUGUAAGCUCUUAGAGAUGCUCUGCCUGCUUCUGAAUGAACAGGAACUUCAGUUGGGAGCAGCUGAGUGUCUUCUCAUUGCAGUCAGCAGAAAAGGCAAGCUGGAAGACCGGAAGCCCUUGAUGGUCUUAUUUGGGGAUGUUGCCAUGCACUAUAUACUCUCUGCUGCACAGACUGCUGAUGGAGGAGGCUUGGUAGAAAAACACUAUGUCUUCCUGAAGAGACUCUGUCAGGUGUUGUGUGCUCUGGGCAAUCAACUAUGUGCAUUACUGGGUGUGGAUUCUGAUGUAGAAACACCAGCAAACUUUGGAAAAUACCUGGAAUCUUUUCUUGCUUUCACAACCCAUCCAAGUCAGUUUCUACGCUCUUCAACUCAAAUGACUUGGGGGGCUCUUUUCCGGCAUGAGAUCCUAUCCCGUGACCCUUUGCUAUUAGCAAUAAUACCAAAAUAUCUUCGUGCUUCUAUGACUAACUUGGUCAAGAUGGGCUUUCCUUCUAAAACAGACAGCCCUAGCUGUGAAUACUCUCGGUUUGAUUUUGAUAGUGAUGAGGACUUCAAUGCUUUCUUCAACUCCUCCCGGGCCCAACAAGGAGAGGUAAUGAGGUUAGCAUGUCGUUUGGAUCCUAAGACUAGCUUCCAGAUGGCUGGGGAGUGGCUAAAGUAUCAGCUGUCAACUUCUGUUGAUACUGGAUCCAUGAACUCCUGUUCUCCUGCAGCUGGAACUGGAGAAGGCGGCCUCUGCUCCAUCUUUUCAUCUUCAUUCGUGCAGUGGGAAGCCAUGACUUUUUUUUUGGAAAGUGUGGUCAACCAGAUGUUUCGGACACUAGAUAAAGAAGCAGUUCCUGUUAAUGAUGGAAUAGAGCUGUUGCAAAUGGUCCUGAACUUUGACACCAAGGAUCCUCUCAUCCUGUCCUGUGUCCUCACUAAUGUCUCAGCACUCUUUCCAUUUGUCACCUACAGACCAGAGUUCCUGCCCCAGGUCUUCUCUAAGCUAUUUUCAUCUGUCACUUUUGAAACUGUUGAAGAAAGUAAGGCCCCCAGAACCCGGGCAGUGAGAAAUGUGAGGAGACACGCUUGUUCGUCCAUCAUCAAGACUUGUCGUGACUACCCCCAGCUCGUACUGCCCAAUUUUGACAUGCUUUAUAACCAUGUGAAGCAACUCCUCUCCAAUGAGUUACUCUUGACACAAAUGGAGAAGUGUGCCCUCAUGGAAGCCCUGGUUCUCAUUAGCAACCAAUUCAAGAACUACGAGCGUCAGAAGGUGUUCCUAGAGGAGCUGAUGGCACCAGUGGCCAGCAUCUGGCUUUCUGAAGACAUGCACAGAGUGCUGUCAGAUGCUGAUGCUUUUAUUGCCUAUGUGGGCGCCGAUCGGAAGAGCUGUGACCCAGGCCCAGAGGAUCCCUGUGGUCUAAACCGCGCACGAAUGAGCUUUUGUGUAUAUAGCAUUCUGGGUGUUGUGAAACGAACUUGCUGGCCCACUGACCUAGAAGAGGCCAAAGCUGGGGGAUUUGUGGUGGGUUAUACACCCAGUGGAAAUCCAGUCUUCCGUAACCCCUGCACAGAACAGAUUCUGAAACUUCUUGACAAUUUGCUUGCUCUUAUAAGAACUCACAAUACUUUAUAUGCACCAGAAAUGCUGGCCAAGAUGGCAGAGCCUUUCACAAAAGCUCUGGAUAUGCUUGAAGCGGAGAAAUCUGCAAUUUUAGGCUUACCUCAACCUCUCUUGGAACUGAAUGACUCUCCUGUCUACAAAACGGUCUUGGAAAGAAUGCAGCGUUUCUUCUGCACUCUCUAUGAAAACUGUUUCCAUAUUCUCGGGAAGGCGGGUCCUUCCAUGCAGCAGGACUUCUACACUGUGGAGCACCUUGCUACUCAGCUCCUCAGCUCGGCCUUUGUCAACUUGAACAAUAUUCCUGACUACCGACUCAGACCCAUGCUUCAUAUCCUUUCCAAACCUCUGGUGCUCUUCUGUCCCCCGGAGCACUACGAAGCCCUGGUGUCUCCAAUCCUUGGACCUCUUUUCACCUACCUCCACAUGAGGCUUUCCCAGAAAUGGCAAGUCAUCAACCAGAGGAGCCUGCUGUGUGGGGAAGAUGACACCGCAGAUGACAACCCAGAGUCUCAAGAGAUGUUAGAAGAACAACUGGUGAGGAUGUUAACCCGAGAAGUCAUGGACCUAAUCACGGUGUGCUGUGUUUCAAAGAAAAGUGCUGACCACGGUACUGCACCCCCUACAGAUGGAGAUGAUGAAGAAAUGAUGGCCACAGAGGUCGCCCCCUCCACCAUGACGGAGCUCACAGACCUGGGCAAAUGCCUAAUGAAGCAUGAGGAUGUUUGUACGGCGCUCUUAAUUACAGCCUUCAAUUCCCUUGCCUGGAAGGAUACUCUGUCCUGCCAGAGGACGACCACCCAGCUCUGCUGGCCUCUGCUCAAACAAGUGCUGUCAGGGACACUGCUCGCAGAUGCUGUCACGUGGCUUUUCACCAGCGUGCUGAAGGGCUUACAGACGCACGGGCAGCAUGACGGCUGCAUGGCUUCCCUGGUGCACCUGGCCUUCCAGAUCUACGAGGCGCUGCGUCCCAGGUACCUGGAGAUCAGAGCUGUGAUGGAGCAGAUCCCGGACAUACAGAAGGACUCUCUGGACCAGUUUGACUGCAAGCUGUUGAACCCCUCUCUGCAGAAAGUGGCUGACAAGCGCCGGAAGGACCAAUUCAAACGCCUCAUCGCUGGCUGCAUCGGGAAACCCUUAGGAGAGCAGUUCCGAAAAGAAGUUCACAUUAAGAAUCUUCCCUCACUUUUCAAAAAAACGAAGCCAAUGCUGGAGACGGAGGUGCUGGACAACGAGGAGGGCGGCCUGGCCACCAUCUUUGAACCCUGAAUCAAACUUUUGGGCAUUCUUCCUCGGCCUUUAUUGUCAUCUCUUGUUCCCCUUUGUAGCUAACGUCUAGGCCCCUCUCCACUGCCACCUCACUCUGCACCACUGUCAGCCUGGAGAGAGGUCCAGGUCUGGAGCUGGAGAGAGGGGGCCUGGGGCAGGGCAGAAGUAACAAUAUUAAGGUAUCAAGAAAGGGAGUUUGUGCUCACACCAUUCCGUCUAGAUCUCCCAGCUAUCUCCCCUUCUACUUGGAGUUUCCACUUUUCCACGAAAGAAAAGCUAGAGCAGACAGGCCCUACUCCCCAAGCCCUCCCACCCCCAUGUAGCCGUACACCUGUGUAGAACGGUAACUCGGGGUGCUGACACCCAACACUGCGACUAGCCAGGCUUGCACAGGGGCUCGGUCCGCACUGCUUGUGCCAGAGUUCCUCCUGGGCCACUGCAAGUCCCACUGAGCCCCCCUACUGCUGGGCUGGCAGAGAACCUUCCCCGUCCCCCAGGGGCA